This is a messenger RNA of Meloidogyne enterolobii, 647 nucleotides long. NCBI's taxonomy places the organism in Eukaryota, Metazoa, Nematoda, Chromadorea, Rhabditida, Meloidogynidae. The record is from the annotation of a GenBank genome assembly.
UUUCCUUUCAAGGGGACAUGGGUUCGAGUCCGGGUUUUGUGGAAGCGGUUAUAGCCUUAAAACAACUUGGCUAUUUAUCAACAGAAAAGAAAGAUUUUCUUGAUCCAACAGAAGGUCCAGACUUGACGUGGAAACAAAUAACAGCUUCCCUAUUAAACCAACAAACUGACAUCUUCCCCGAUUCUUUAAAAAAUAUUGCUUUGGAUUGUUUGGGUGGUGAGGGGAAAAUACGCGAAUUAAAUGGAUUAGACCAAAUUGGACUUUUUUCCGAUGCAAUGCCGGAACGUCACUUGACUCCUCUAGACACUCUUGUCCCUCAUUUAGCUAAAGCUCUUGCUUACAUUCCUGGUGAGAAAGAUUUGGUCAUUUUAAAUCAUGACAUUGUUGCCCAACUUCCAUCUGGAGCAUUGGAAUAUCACCGUAUAAAUCUGGUUGCCUACGGUGAACAGCCCAAAAAUGGCUAUUCAGCUAUGGCAAGUACUGUGGGUUACACAGCUGCUAUUGUUAGCAAUAUGAUUUUGAAUGGUGAAAUACAAGAAACUGGAAUGUUGAGACCAACAUCCAAAACAGUUUAUAGGCCAGUCCUCCAAAGAUUGAAGGAUUUUGGAAUUAAAGCAAAUUCUAUUGUGAAACAACAAAAUUUUUAA